Sclerotinia trifoliorum is the source of this 858-nucleotide messenger RNA. The record is from the annotation of a GenBank genome assembly. NCBI's taxonomy places the organism in Eukaryota, Fungi, Ascomycota, Leotiomycetes, Helotiales, Sclerotiniaceae.
AUGCCGCCUUCUAAGCAGGCAAUACAGGGAGACGUACUGAAACCUUCUGCCAUGAUUUGUGCCGAUAACAUGAGCUAUGGUAUCGACGUACAAGCAACCAAAACAUUUGAACCAUUUCCUCGUCUCGCCAUUGAACUGCGACUCAAUAUUUGGCGUUUGGCUUGUCCCCAGCAGGAGCGCCUUCUCGGAAUUAGAUUGCAUCCUGUGUAUCCAAAUUUCGACCUCAACUCAGCAACACCAUCAAUUCUGCUUGUCAACCAUGAAAGCCGUCAUGAGGCGGAAAAUAUCUACACAAAAGUGCGGCUACAAUUAGAUCAAGCCGAGGGCAACAGAAAGAUGUUUCGAACUUUCUAUAUCAACACCGAUAGAGACAUUUUAUGCUUGGAUAAUGGGUCGGGUGAUACCAGUCAGAAUUAUCACUUUGAAGGUGAUUUUUUGGCUCAUUACAGAUUAACCUUCUUUACCGCGGGAAGUCGUCUCCGCGCACUAUUCCGGGAAAUGAGAAUCGUCAAGACGUCCAAUUUCGGCUAUGAUAAAGGAAUGGGGACGUGGUUUCUGCGAUCCCAUGACGGCCCCUGGAGGUACUCGCCUGCAGGCUAUCGCUGCGAGCUAUUCAAUUACAUGUCGAAUCUGAAGAAGUUAAUUCUCAGCCCUAUGACAUUCGAUAUGCAAGGAUAUCACGUGGGAAUACCAUACUGCCUCUCUCCCGAGCAACAAAGUGUUUGUAUCAGAGAUAUCCGGACCUAUUUCGAAAAGGCGAGCAAGGAAAAUCCUUAUUAUUCAGUACCUGAAAUUGAGAUUGAGUCGGGAGAAUCUCCUAGAACUUAUUUCGAGGAGCCAAAUUCGCUAUCUCUUUGA